Suncus etruscus (white-toothed pygmy shrew) is the source of this 2329-nucleotide messenger RNA. It is a transcript of the gene PRPF3, whose product is annotated as pre-mRNA processing factor 3. Gene Ontology annotation, biological process: mRNA splicing, via spliceosome. The transcript has 16 exons. The coding region runs from base 92 to 2143 and encodes 683 amino acids. The record is from RefSeq and is a predicted model, not a curated record. Gene Ontology annotation, cellular component: U4/U6 x U5 tri-snRNP complex. NCBI's taxonomy places the organism in Eukaryota, Metazoa, Chordata, Mammalia, Eulipotyphla, Soricidae.
UCCGGUGUAACGUUCGGGCUCCGUCUCCGGCGGGGCUGAAGUUUGUGGGGCGCAGAAUUGAUUCCCAUUUGCAUUCUUCUUUUCCCAAAGAAUGGCUCUUUCAAAGCGGGAGCUGGAUGAGCUGAAGCCAUGGAUAGAGAAGACAGUGAAAAGGGUUCUGGGCUUCUCAGAGCCCACAGUGGUCACGGCGGCCCUGAACUGUGUGGGGAAGGGCAUGGACAAGAAGAAGGCAGCAGACCACCUGAAGCCGUUUCUUGACGAUUCUACUCUCCGGUUUGUGGACAAACUGUUUGAGGCUGUGGAAGAGGGCCGGAGUUCUCGCCAUUCCAAGUCCGGCAGUGACAGGAGCAGAAAGCGGGAACUGAAGGAAGUAUUUGGUGAUGACUCUGAGAUUGCCAAGGAGUCGUCAGGAGUCAAGAAGCGGCGGAUACCCCGUUUUGAGGAGGUGGAAGAGGAGCCAGAGGUUAUCCCUGGACCUCCCUCUGAGAGUCCUGGCAUGCUCACCAAACUGCAGAUCAAACAAAUGAUGGAGGCGGCAACGCGGCAGAUUGAAGAGAGAAAGAAACAGCUGAGCUUCAUUAGCCCCCCAGCACCCCAGCCAAAGACACCCUCUUCCUCGCAGCCAGAGCGACUUCCAAUUGGCAACACUAUUCAGCCCUCCCAAGCUGCAACUUUCAUGAAUGACGCCAUUGAGAAAGCGAGGAAAGCAGCUGAAUUACAAGCUCGGAUACAAGCCCAGCUGGCACUAAAGCCGGGCCUCAUUGGCAAUGCCAACAUGGUGGGCCUAGCAAAUCUUCAUGCCAUGGGUAUUGCCCCUCCGAAGGUGGAGUUAAAAGAUCAGACUAAACCAACACCAUUGAUCCUCGAUGAGCAAGGUCGGACGGUAGAUGCGACAGGCAAGGAGAUCGAACUGACACAUCGCAUGCCUACUCUGAAGGCCAAUAUUCGUGCUGUGAAAAGGGAGCAGUUUAAGCAGCAGCUGAAAGAAAAGCCAUCGGAAGACAUGGAGUCCAAUACCUUCUUUGACCCUCGAGUGUCCAUUGCCCCUUCCCAGCGCCAGAGACGCACUUUUAAAUUCCAUGACAAGGGCAAAUUUGAGAAGAUUGCUCAGCGCUUACGGACAAAGGCUCAGCUUGAGAAAUUACAAGCAGAGAUCUCACAGGCAGCUCGAAAAACAGGCAUCCAUACUUCCACUAGACUGGCCCUUAUUGCUCCUAAGAAGGAGCUACGGGAAGGGGACAUCCCUGAGACUGAGUGGUGGGACUCCUACAUUAUCCCUAAUGGCUUUGACCUCACAGAGGAAAAGCCCAAGAGAGAAGAUUAUUUUGGAAUCACAAAUCUUGUUGAACAUCCAGCUCAACUUAAUCCUCCAGUCGACAAUGAUACACCAGUUACUCUGGGAGUUUAUCUUACCAAGAAGGAACAGAAGAAACUCCGGAGACAAACAAGGAGGGAAGCACAGAAGGAAUUACAAGAAAAGGUCAGGCUGGGCCUGAUGCCCCCUCCAGAACCUAAAGUGAGAAUUUCGAAUUUAAUGCGAGUAUUAGGAACGGAAGCUGUGCAAGACCCUACGAAAGUAGAAGCCCAUGUGAGAGCUCAGAUGGCCAAGCGACAAAAAGCGCACGAAGAGGCCAACGCUGCCCGGAAACUUACAGCAGAACAGAGAAAGGUCAAGAAAAUUAAAAAGCUUAAAGAAGACAUUUCACAGGGGGUACACAUAUCGGUAUAUAGAGUUCGAAAUUUGAGCAACCCAGCCAAGAAGUUCAAGAUUGAAGCCAAUGCUGGGCAGCUGUACCUGACAGGGGUGGUGGUUCUGCACAAGGAUGUCAACGUGGUAGUAGUGGAAGGGGGCCCCAAGGCCCAGAAGAAAUUUAAGCGUCUUAUGCUGCAUCGGAUAAAGUGGGAUGAACAGACUUCUAACACCAAGGGCGAUGACGAUGAAGACUCUGAUGAGGAAGCUGUAAAGAAAACCAAUAAAUGUGUGUUAGUCUGGGAGGGUACAGCCAAAGACCGGAGCUUUGGGGACAUGAAAUUCAAGCAGUGCCCUACCGAGAACAUGGCUCGGGAACAUUUCAAAAAGCACGGGGCGGAACACUACUGGGAUCUCGCUCUGAGCGAGUCCGUGCUGGAGUCGACCGACUGAGACUUGCAGCCGAGCCUCGCGUCCUCCCUCCUCUCCUGCCCAGUCCCAUCCUCGUCUUUCUGCAGUCUCAGAACUGUAUCAGUCUGCUACCACGGGGACACCGAGGGAACCCCGCGUUCCUCUCCCAGGCAGCCUGGUGCGCAGCCCUUGCCCUUCUGUGCAUACGAUUAAAGAGUUAUUUUUAAA